CUUGCUUUUAACCAGAAAUCCUUUCCUCCGUCCUCUACCGUCUUCAAUCCUCCAUCUUUCUUGAUCUUUGAUAUCCACCACUGUAUCAAUCAUCCAACUCGUUAAGAAAAGAUAUCGAACAAGAUAUUCUACCCCGCAGCCAACUUUUUGCUUGGCAACGGUGAGAGUCUGCCUGGAACGCAGCCGCAACACCUCCCCCGAAGUCUACCAACGAUCGCUCAACAGUCAAUGUCCAAGGAUCAACCCGAACCGGUUGUCGCCGUUGCUCAGGAGGUUCGCGUCAUUAGCCCUGGGCCGAAUGCCCAAGUCAGAAAAACCUCGGUGCGCGAGAGAACUUCACAGAACAACCAGCCCGACAGCUCUAUUCAAGAACAAGAUGAGCGCGAGAAUGCCCGUGGCGCGGCCCUUGUGCCGGUCAUGAGAACAGGAGACCAAGACCACAAGACGCAAUUGUUUCCCGUCGACCAGGUACUUUCUCCAAACCCUGGACCUUCUGAUCUUGGAUCUCCCGACACGACGCCUCCUAGCAAGAGGAAGGCGGGACUUUCACUAACUCAGCUUGCUAAGAGCAUGAGUGAUCUGGCAGUAAACCAAAAGAAGCGCCGCCUAGACCCGACACCGAAGCACAAGUGGACGAAUUGGUCUAGGUUGACAAGUCCAGCUUUUAUUAGCCAGCCAACCCCCAAAAAUUUGGUCGCUGUUGAACAAUCUCGAGACGUAGAUACUCCCAUGGCAGAUUCUGUUUCGAUUCCAAUUCCAGUAUACAAACCAUACAAGAUUCGGGAGAGCAGGCUGGGUGGGAUGGGCAUGUUUGCGACCACAGAUAUUCCCAAGGGUAAGAUAAUUACCGAAGAACAAUCACUCAUUCGAUUACUGUGCUUCGACGUGUGCGCCACUGAAGACGAUCCUUCCUAUCGCGACAUGGUCGAAACUCUUACUUAUCAAUUCGACCACCUAGCCUCGCCAGAAGACAGAGCUUUCACCGAAAACCUGGAGCCAUUCUACGGCGAAGAAUCUUUUGUCCUGAGAGUCAUGCGAAAGUACGGCUUCGAGGCUUAUCAUUCGGAGUGCUUCCCCUGUACAGCUUUAUUUCGGGACAUUUGCCGAGCCAAUCACUCUUGUGACAGAGCGAAUGCUUAUAUUGUCAACUUGGGCAACGAGAACGACUCGUCAACUGGUAGGUUGACAGCGUCUCGGGCAGUUGAGAUAGGAGAGGAGAUUCUGAUUGAUUACACUGUUCUGGGAUGGGCACUACUUGAGAAGGGGGAAAUGCUCAAGAAGUAUAGGUUCGUUUGUAGUCGGUCGUCGUGCAAGUCUUGCUAUGAGGGCUUUGAGUAGGACUAUUAGUAGUGGGGAAGAAGUUCAUAGGCAAGA
Messenger RNA from Hyaloscypha bicolor E, 1374 nucleotides. RefSeq lists its product as uncharacterized. The record is from RefSeq and is a predicted model, not a curated record. Gene Ontology annotation, molecular function: protein binding. The transcript is spliced from 3 exons. NCBI's taxonomy places the organism in Eukaryota, Fungi, Ascomycota, Leotiomycetes, Helotiales, Hyaloscyphaceae. The coding region runs from base 229 to 1338 and encodes 369 amino acids.